ACACGAAAAAGAGGGUGAAUUAUUUACACCGGAGCCUCAGACACAACUUAUACGUUGUGGACACAUUUUACUGGCCUUAUAAGAGAGGUUUCAUUCUUAUCCAUGCCUGUGUAGGUUGAUUUUUGGCUGUCAGGGUGUUUGUAAAGUCUAAAUGGAGGUUUGAAGAACGAAAGUUAUACUUUAGACGCGCAGUAUCCUGUUCAAAUAGGGGAAAGACAUCAUGGACGCUUUCAGCACGAAGAGCCUGGCUCUGCAGGCCCAGAAGAAACUCAUGAGCAAGAUGGCGACCAAGACGGUGGCUAACCUCUUCAUAGACGACACCAGCAGCGAGGUACUAGACGAGCUGUAUCGAGUGACCAAAGAGUACACGCGCAACCGCAAGGAAGCCCAAAAGAUCAUUAAGAACCUCAUUAAGAUGGUGGUCAAGUUGGGCGUCCUCUACCGAAACGGCCAAUUCAACAACGAGGAGCUAGCGCUGGUCGAACGAUUCCGAAAGAGAGUGCACACUCUCGCGAUGACGGCCGUUAGCUUCUACCAGAUUGAAUUCACUUUUGAGCGUCACAUCAUGAGCGAUCUACUCAAUGAUUGCCGUGAACUGUUACACCAGGCUAUCAACCGCCACCUAACGGCGAAAUCUCAUAGUCGUAUCAACCACGUCUUCAAUCACUUUUCCGACUGUGACUUUCUCGCGGCGCUGUAUGCUCCUUCGGGAGUUUACCGCACACACUUGCAGAAAAUUUGUGAAGGAGUCAACAAGAUGCUGGAUGAUGGCAAUCUUUGACCACUUCCUGUUGUGUCGUUUUUUUAACAAUGUGAUAAAUUCAAACAUUUUUCUUAGUGUGUUUUUGUGCUCUCUGUUAAAAGAGCAAAGAGCUACUCUUGAAAUACUUUUGGUGCCUUCUUGACAAGAUUGGACAUUGAAUGAAUGUAGAAGCUCUCGACUGUAUGUCCUUCCAAUGGAACAUCUUUCUCUUCGACCAAUUUGGCUCCUAUGUUGUUCGAAUCAAUUGGCGGUUUGGAGACUGUUUACAAUGUUAACUUAAACGAUCCAAUGCAAAUCUUGCUCGCAAAUGUCCGAGGGUAAUUUGAGAAUGCAGACUGUUUUCAAAGUCAGGCGAAGUGAAGGAAGGGUUUCAGUUGACGACUUUUAACCGAAGAAAUUGAUUUCAAGCACUGCGAAAACGUAAUGCACUGGGGAACAUUUAUGAAGCUUUUCACCUCUAAUUUUAGGAAAUGAGUCUGGCUGCAUUGCUUUUAUCCCUUCCUGUAAAUAGACACAUUUGAAUCUGAAAUCUGGAGGCUUCUUGGCAACAUGUCUGUUGUGAUUCAUCUUCAGACAGGAAGUUGACAAUGUUCUGUUUGCUAAUGAUCAGCCCUUUGUGAUUUCUAAACUUGGUCAAAUAGCGGUUUACGUUCGCCCUAUUUUCGUCUGUCCACUCCGGUCUGUCCCACUGAUGGGAGGUCUUUACCAUGAUGCAGUUCCUUUCCGGGGAAUGAAUAGCAUUCGUUUAUUAGCUGUUUUAGUUAAGGUUUUAAAUAUGAAUGCAUACAUAACUGAGCCAUUAUUUCCUUUGAUGCAUCACCUCUGAAUGUUUAUACAAAUUAAGGACCCAUUGAAAACAAAGGUGAAUGACUUCAUCGUCUUAAAGUCCAGUUUUAGCAGUCAAUGUGUUGUAGCUGCAGCAGUUUCAACAGAUUAAAGGAAUAUUCUGGGUAAAAUAGAAGUUAAGCUCUUUUGAUAGCAUUUGUGGGCUGUCAGUUACAACAGAAAAUUAACUCAACCAUGUGUACAGAAGUGCACUUACAAUGGAAGUCUAGACUAACAUUGUAAGUGCAUAGUUGCAAACACAAUUUUUGUAUUGUUUUAGAAGUACAAGUCACUUUUUUUUUUUUGGUGGUAACUGACAGCCCACAGUUGUUGAAAGAGCCAAAUGUACUGUAUAUUUAACCCGGAAUAUUCAUUUAAUGCGGAUUCUAGUGUCCUUCAACAACAUGGCUUAUACUGAAAGAAUCACAAAUUCAGACCACUGAUCUGUGUAUUUUUUUUUCGAUCUGGGCUACUUAAAAUACUUUUGUUGUUUUGUUGUGUAGACAGCCUCUAUAAGGUGAUUAUUUAACAGUGUAAGAGCUCUAUUUUUUUCUGUAUGUAUGCACUUAUUAUUGUCUUGUUUUCUUUUCAUGUCAGUGACUGAGAGCGGUUUUAAAUUUGUCUCGAUUUCUUGUGACUAGAUGUUUAAGUCAGGCUCAAGCUUAUAAAUAAAGGAUCAAAUAUUCCAAAUACUGAAGGAAAGAAGUGAAACUUCCGAGCAACUUCUCAAACGUUGACAGCAGUGAAAGCCAUACCUCCUGAUUAUCUUAAAACCUCUCAGGGUUCAGUCUUGCAUGCCUUUUUACACUGUGUUUUAGGCCAAUUUAAACAGAUUAAAGACCAAUAGAUGCAAUUUAUUUCCAUUGGAAACUUUACCUGAGCAUUAAAGGACUGUCUUUCAAAUUACAUGUUUUUACAGUGGAAUUUGGAAGUUUUUUUUUUUUUUGUUAAUCAUGAACAAAUUCUGUCAAUGUACAUUGUCAUAAUGUUUGCUUUUUUCUCCCCUAGAAAUGAUGUAUAUAAAUACAGUAUGUAUAUAAAUUAAUGUGUCGUUCUUAAGGGACACGAUUUCUGUUUUUGUUUUGUUUUUAAACUAGGUGAACCGGUGUUCAGUCUUAACUCAAGUGUUAGUGUGUCUGCCUUGGAUUACCAUAUGCUAAUCUCUGAGGCAUGCCAGGAGAUUGUUUGCAGCACAAUACUGUUUUGUUGUUUUUCCCCCAAAAACAAAUCUUUUUCUUUUCCCUCACAUGGGUUGUAGAAAGAGACUGCAGAAUACAUAUUUAGUAUGAAGAUAUCAAAACUGAUUUUUCAUGGUGUGUACUGUAGAUCUUGAUUUAUACUAAUGCCUAAGAAAUGGAUGAAUUUCACAAAAUCUGUAAAGAACAUGUCCGGGUCAUAUUUCACCCCUAUAUAUACAUAUAUAUAUAUAUUACAUACAGUUGAAGUCAGAAGUUUAGAUAGACAUUAGCCAAAUGCAUUUCAACUUUU
This is a messenger RNA of Myxocyprinus asiaticus (Chinese sucker), 3076 nucleotides long. It is a transcript of the gene tnfaip8l1, whose product is annotated as tumor necrosis factor, alpha-induced protein 8-like 1. The transcript is spliced from 2 exons. The coding region runs from base 221 to 781 and encodes 186 amino acids. Lineage: Eukaryota; Metazoa; Chordata; Actinopteri; Cypriniformes; Catostomidae. The record is from RefSeq and is a predicted model, not a curated record. Gene Ontology annotation, cellular component: cytoplasm. Gene Ontology annotation, biological process: regulation of apoptotic process.